Melopsittacus undulatus (budgerigar) is the source of this 372-nucleotide messenger RNA. Its product is annotated as SH3 and multiple ankyrin repeat domains protein 3-like. Gene Ontology annotation, molecular function: synaptic receptor adaptor activity; ionotropic glutamate receptor binding. The transcript has 2 exons. NCBI's taxonomy places the organism in Eukaryota, Metazoa, Chordata, Aves, Psittaciformes, Psittaculidae. Gene Ontology annotation, cellular component: dendritic spine; postsynaptic membrane; postsynaptic density. The record is from RefSeq and is a predicted model, not a curated record. The coding region runs from base 1 to 372 and encodes 123 amino acids.
AUGCCUCUGAGCCCGGCCGGCAGCAAGCAUGAGAGCCCCGAGUCACCGCCGCCAGAGCCCCGCUCCGGAGAGCCGGGCCCCGGCCUGCGGGAGGACACGCGGCUCGACCCGGCCAGGACCCCCACCGGGCCCCGCUCCCCAACGCUGGCGGCAGCGGCGCGCAUGGAGGAGCCCGCACCCGGCGCCAUCGUCGUCCGCAUCGGCAUCCCCGACCUGCAGCAGACGAAGUGUCUACGGUUGAAUCCCGAUGUUCCCGUGUGGGUUUCCAAGCAGCGCAUCCUGUGCACAUUGAACCACAGCCUGAAGGAUGUUCUCAACUAUGGGCUCUUCCAGCCAGCCUUCAAUGGCCGGGCUGGGAAGUUUUCUGGAUGA